This is a messenger RNA of Lactuca virosa, 1032 nucleotides long. NCBI's taxonomy places the organism in Eukaryota, Viridiplantae, Streptophyta, Magnoliopsida, Asterales, Asteraceae. The record is from the annotation of a GenBank genome assembly.
AUGGCUUCAUCAGAGGAAGAAUGGAACGAUCCAUUUGUUGCUUUGAACGAACCUUUUGCUAGGUUGAACGAGAUGGACUUUGAACGACAUGGUAUUUACAUGGACCAUGAACCAGAGGAUGAGUUCAUGAGCACACUAGAUAAGUGUAAUGAUAAUUUCUUGAAUGUAUUACUUAAUGAUGCUAAUCUUCGUAAUGCAAGUAUGUCUGAUGAAAUGAGAGCACGAGUAUAUCAUGAAAAUGACUGGGAAAGUGAUAAAGAUGAUGAUGAAGAAGUACAACCUAAGUAUAGGGUUCAUGAUCCCAACAUCAAAUGGGACAAGAUGGAACCAAAACUUGGCAAUAUAUUUGAAUCCGCCGAGCAACUUAAAUUUUGUGUUGCAAACUAUGUUGUGUCCCAUGGGUUUUGGAUAGUUAUUCAUAGCCAAGGUUCAGUGUUUGAAGCUAGGUUCAAUUAUGAAAGUUUCAAGGUAGACUUAGAGGCCAGGACUUGCACAUGCAGGCUUUGGGAUCUUUCUGGAAUCCCUUGUGUUCAUACAAAUGUUGCCAUUAACUAUAUCCAUAAGACAACUGAUGGAUAUAUUAAUGAAUGCUUCUCAAAAGACGGGUUUAUUGAAUGUUACCAAAGUAACAAAAUGCCUGUAAAUGGGAGCAAUUUAUGGGAGCAAACUCCCUUCCAAAAGCCUUUGCCACCAAUAGCUAGAAGAAUGCGAGGAAGACCUGCCACCAAAAGGAGAAGGCAUUCAAGUGAAAAAGAGACCAAGUUUGCUACUGCAAGGGUUAAAGUAUCAAGAACUGUGAGGCCAAGAAAAAAUCAAGAGGAACAUGAAAGUGCAACAACUGAAACUCCAAUCAAUCAAAAUGUGGAUCCCAAUCAAGCAUCUGGUUCUAGGAGAAAGACUAGAAGGAGGAGUACAGAAACCAGUAAUGAGCCAAAUCAACCAACUGCUCAAAGGAGAAAAAUAGAUAGUAGAAGGGGUGGAGGUAGAGCUGGAUGUAAGGGGAAAAAACAUGUGGAUGAGGGACAAGUUUAG